AUGUCGGACCAAGAAGAUUCAGUAGAGCCGACCUCAAAUCAAAGCCAACCAACCACAAUCACUGAGCUUUUCGGCAAUGAAGGUGACACUCCCGAUGGUGGAGAUGUUUUCGCUCAACUGGGCUCGACGAGGCAGGAUCCGUUCGACCAGAUAGCGGACAGUCUCACUCAACAGGCGGAACCUCUUCAGGAAGAGGAAACGCAACUCGCCGAAGCUACGCAAUCAGCGGAAAUAAUACCUCCUCAGCAAGACGAACAUCCAUCGCCUCCUCCGGCCGAUGAACUCCCUGCUCCACCGACACACGAGACCCCAGCACUACCCCAGCCUGAAGAAGCUUCGUUGCAGCCGCCGGUUGACGAGCAAGACUUUAGUGAUCUUUUAGCAGAAUUUGAAGCUGAGAACGAGUUAGAUCCACAAGUACCGUUGUCGACAGGAGAUGAGACCAGUGAGGUUGCUCAAGAGCCUCCAUCCAAUGUCGCCCCUGUUCAUGCAGGGGCACCAAACGAGAAUGGCGAUGGAGAAAACGAAAAUCAGAGUGGUGGACAAAGUGGUGUUCUGCAAGUUCCUAUCGCUGCAUCCGCACUAUUCACCGACGAUCCAACCGACUCCUUCGCCGAUCUCAUUCCACAAGAUCCAGCCGAUGAUGCUGAACCGACAUUUUCUGGUGACAUCGAAACUACGUCGAGACCUGCAUCACCCUCUCCUGUACCAAGUCUAUCCAUUGAACAUUCUCAAGCAGAUGUUCGACCAACGGGCUUGGGCAUCGACGCUGCUGGUGAUACCUCUUUCCAGAGUAUGUUUUCUGAUGCUAGCAAUUGGCUAGGCGAUACAACUUUCGACGACUCGAUACAGGUUUUAGAUGACAAUGCGAAGGAAAUUGAUGGAAGUCACAGUCAACAAUCAGUAAAGAAGGAAGAAGAUGGGCAUGAGCUAUUAGACUUUGAGGUACCUCAAGGAUGGUACGAUGAAAGUGGAGAAUGGCACUGGUAUACUGAUGAAGAGAAGGAGCAAGUUAGGAAAACGAUGUUAGGUCAAGGAUCUUGGGGGGAAGAGGCAGAUACUACGGUAGAUAAACAAACUUCUGGGCAAAAUCAAACGCCCAUUGCUCCAUACAGCCCUGCCCUUCAGGCUGGUGUAUCGGAGAAUGCUGCUCGCCGUACACCACAGCCGGAAACUCCUUCGAAGCUGCCUAGUUACUCUUUCGAUCCAUACGCACCUUCGACAGCCCAACAGUCUGCUACCUCCACGGCUUACCCAAUGACCAGCACUUCGCAAUAUACGAGCUCUUCCUCAGGCUAUGAACCCUAUUCUGGUAUAUCAAGUGCAGCUCCAUACAGCUCUUCUUCAAGCUAUACUCCAUAUAACCCACAAGCCACGACUCAAACGCCAUACAAUGCAUAUGCUCCAGCUCAUCAGCAACAGCCUAAUCCUUAUGCUCCCACAGCUCAAGCUCCCUCCAACCCAUAUGCUCCUGCUGCCAACACGUCGUCUCACUCAUAUACACCUGCUCCCGCUAUACUUGCCAACGCCCCUCAAGCUCCAUCAGUUACCUCAAAGUCUGUUUCGUCCAAACCGCCGGUCCAAAGAAUGACCUCAAAUGCUUACGAUCCACCCUUCUUGAAGCCUCAGAAAAGCUUUGUUCGAGCACCAUCUGCAGCAGCGUCGCCUUCAUUCGGUAUGCCCCACUCCAUGGCCAUGUCGCCACCUCAGGCUAGUUCGACACCUCCACCCCUACCAUCUGGCCCACCCAAACGAACUAAACCCGAGGGAAGACCGCCGAGUCGAGGGCUAGCAUUCGCUGCUCCACCUAUACCUAUCGAACGAGCUGGCAUCAGCACGACUGCCCAGCAGAGCCACAUGUCUGCAUAUGAUGCACCGCCUCGACCUCCGUCUGUCUCGUAUAGUCGACGCUCAGUAGAUCUCAACGAUGAUCAAUCACCUAAGAAACCUCUGCAUCGACCUCCUCCCUCGGCCUUUGAUCCUCCCUUACCUGAACCGUCUUUCAGAGCGCCUUCCAGAACAACCAGCGCUGCAUCUCACCAUAAUUACGCUUCCUCACUGCAGCCAGCAUCUCAUCCUCCUAAAUUCGCUCCGCCACCCAAAGCCAGUGAAUCUACUUAUGGGCCACCUAGACCGCUGAGUGGAGGUCCCCCUUCUCGUCAGGCUUCACCCAUGUUUGCCGCUCGACCUCCUUCUCGACCAGAUGUCACCCAGCGAAUGCGUUCUCCACCUUCAAGCAACCAAUCUUUAGGUGGGGAACAGCUGCUUUCGCCUCCAAAGGUACAGGCUCAAAUCACAGAUUAUCGCAGUCGGUCGUCUUUGGAUGAGCAAAGACGAUCCCCGUUCGAAUCAAUGGGACAUCAAAGUCAUUACGGCGGUUAUCAACCUCAUCAUGUCCAUUCCACCCAAUCGCCCCCGAGUCAAUCAGAAAGGCACCUGUCUCCUCCAGUGUUAUCACGUAGAUUCGACGAGGAUGGUGAGGAUGGAGACGUUGUGGAGGACCUGUACUCUCCGAUACGAGCUCAAGCUACCCCAGGUCUUCAUCAUGAGCAAUACAGAAUGCCCACAUCACCUCAGCCGCCGCAUGCGGACAUCCAUGUAAAAGCUUUGCCACCUGCAAGGAAAACAACUUCGGAGGAUCCCUAUGCGCCAUCGUCGCUAGGCCUACAGACUCAAUACUCUCCUGAGAAGGCUCAAUCAUCCACCUCGCCCUAUGCUUCAUACGCCCCUUCGCAGCCAUCGCCCCAGAAGAGGGCACAUGCUUCAGCCUCGCAUUAUGCCUCCUAUGAACCCACUCCAGGAGUUAUCGACCUGAAUGACGAUUACUCGAAUCCACCUCAGCGAAAUGGCAACUACUCUAAUGAUCCGUAUGCUCCUUCGGCAUCCGAUAUCUCACCUACAAAGAGCCAAGGCUUUGGACAUGCGUCUCAGCCCUCUCGUGCUUCCACUACGUAUGAACCCUCCAUCUAUUCACCUCCAACGGCUACCAAACCUUUGGGUAUACCUCAGGCCACCAAUCCCUAUGCUCCACCACCUGCUCGCACUGCUUCUCCAGCAUACAGCGCCGAUUAUGGUAUAUCGCCACCCACCAAUAACUACUUCCAGCCUAUGCAUGCUCCAUCCCAUUCCAUGGACGAGACAUAUAUCCCACAGCAAGUGCUAGAGCAAAAACCAGUCAGCGAAGAUCCACUCGGUCGUACCACCUUGGCCGCUCGUAAUGCACCUAUAGCUGUGUUUGGCUUUGGUGGCACACUCAUAACUGCUUUCCCAGGAGCAGCAGAGUCAGGUACUUCUCAUAAAGGCCAUUCUAGGAUACCAUCAUACGGUUACGCCUCAGGUAGAGGUCAACUAUGGAUCAGAAAUAUCUCCGAGGUGGCUGCUCCCGCCGCGCUGAAGAGUGAUCAAACCUCUUUCCCUGGUCCCUUGGUCUUCGAUACUUCCACUCCCAAGGGUGCCGCAGGUGAUAAGAAGAAACGGGAAGCUGUGCUCGAGUACCUCAAUGCUCGAGCUGAAGAAAUUGAAAAGGGUUUGCCGUAUCUCAAAUCUUCGGCCAACAAAGCCAGAAGGGAAGAAGAGGGUAGAUUGGUAUUGAUCAAGGCGCUGAAGGCUCUUGUGAUCGGAGAAGGUAAACUGGCGGGAACUCCGGAAGUCGAAGAGGCGUUGCGGGAGGCUUUGGCAAAUCCAACUUCGCCCAUAAUCUCGAACGCGCCUGUCGGUACAGUCUCAGCUGGAAAAUUCAGCUCUUCUCUUUAUCCUCCCGCUUCGACAUCUUCGGCCGCUCCUGCUGCUGCCACUGCGGCGCAACUGACUCGUAUAUCAAGCCUUUUGGCUCAAGGAAACAAAAGAGAUGCUGCGCUAUAUGCUGCCGAUCAAGGCUUAUGGUCACACGCUUUGGUUAUCAGUAGUAAUGUUGAUGUAGAACUAUGGAGAGAUAUUGUCACUAGAUUCACGACUUCAGAAGUAGGAGAAAGACCACAAGGCACAGCAGGUAUCAAGGCUUCUUACCUCCUAUCUGGAGGUGUCAACUCUACAAUCGUGGACGAGCUUAUCAAUGCCGCUACAAUCACCGAUGAUCCUUCGAACGAUCAAUGGCGGGAAGUCAUAGGGUCAGUAUUGUUCAAUGCUAAACCGACUGAACUUGCUUGUCUCGACGAAUUGGGUUCCAGAUUCCUUUCGAUGGGAUUGGUAAAUGCCGCUCAUGCUUGCUCCCUCUUAUCCCCUGUGUCCCCGUUCUUUGACCUCACUCCCGCAGCGUUUGAACGACCAAUCACGCUUAUCCAUAACGUCCGAGACGAAGAGGCGAUCAUCUUUGCGGAGAUAGCAGAAUACGCGAGAAGUCUUGUGCCUACCCCAAAGGGUCAAGAAGCCCACUUUGCAGCGUUGCCGCAAUUGUUACCGUACAAGCUGGCUAGAGCUUGGAGAUUAGCUGAAUUGGGCGAGGCCGAGCUGGCACAAAAAUACUGUGCUGCUAUCGAAGCUGGGUCCAGGAUCAACAAGAACCUUCCAUCUCUCCUUUCCCCAGCAUAUGCAGCAAGUGUUGAAGACCUCUUGGAACGAUUGACUGGAGCACCGUCGAUCGAUCCUCCUAAUGCACUUGGAUCAGGACGAAAGGCGGCUAAACCAGGAUUUGACAAGUUAGGAUCAUGGAUAGAAGGUCGACUUACCAAAUUCAUAGCUGGAGAAGAAGGUGAUGGGUCCGCACCGAAGCCCACUGCUCAAAGUGGUAAACUUGCUGGGCCAUUCUCGCAAUUCAGUACGAUUUCCACAGGUACUAGUGGCGCACCUUCAAGAAAUACCUCGAUUGCAGAUCUCUCCAAUAAUGGCAACGGUUAUCUGGGAGUUUCUAGCGUUUCGAGAACUACUUCGCCCGCGUUGCAGAUGACGCCUCAGUGGGGGCAACAACCCAACGUACCGUCAUAUGGGGGAAGUUCUUCUUCUUCAUCCUACGGUGGCGAUAACUACACUCAACAUGAUAAUGCGGAGGGAUAUUCACCUUGGACAGGUAAUAACGAUGGUCAAGGAGGAGUGGAAACGCCACAUGCGUAUGGCGAUGAUAGCGAAUUUAUCAACCCGAUGGCUCAACUCAAUCUCGGUCCUUCCCCCGCCCCUGCACCACCUGCAUCGAACUAUCAACCGCCAAAGAACAAAUCCGCGUAUGAGGAGGAUGACGAAGAUGAUCUAGGAUUUGGUAAUUCUGCGCUGUCAAGAGAUCGAACACCUAAACCUCCAGCUGCGGGUGAAGAGAAUAAUGAUAAGAAAGGUAAAGGGAAGACACCAGAUGUGAAAGAUAGUAAACCUGAGCCGAAGAAGAAUGAUCCUCCCCCUGCUAAACCGGAGCACAAGUCAUCAUGGCUAGGAAGGAUCUGGGGUGGAAAGAAGGAAGGUGAACAAACCGGACCGGUCAAAGCGAAUUUGGGUGAAGAGAGUUCUAUGAUAUUUGAUCCUGAAUUGAAACGAUGGGUUGUCAAAGGGGCCAAACCCGAAUCUGCAGGACCAUCUGCACCCUCCCCUCCACCCAGAGCUCAGACGGCUUCACCAUCCCGAUCCGCUCGACCUGAUAAUGGUGCGAACAACAGAGCAAUGUCAGCUACUCCUCCACCAGGACAUCGACCACCUGUAUCUGGACCACCUAUCGGUAAGCCGAUGGGCGCGGGAUUCGCCGAAGGUCCAGAUGGAAGUAUAAAGAGGAUGAAAUCGUCCUUGAAUGAGAGUCUCACCGCAUCUGAUCUACCUUCUGCACCUCCACCCCCACCGUCAUCUGGUCCUCCAAGCUUCGCUGGCGCAGGUGGUCCACCCAAACCAUCCAGUAGUGCUGGAUCGAGUGUGCCGCCUUCAAGGACUAAUAGCGGUACCACCCCUUCUAUAGAUGAUUUGCUAAGUAGACCACCUAGUAAAAGACCUGCUUCGGCUGCUGCGAAGAAGGGAGCCAGAAAUAGAUAUGUCGAUGUCUUCCAACAGCCUGAAGGGCAGUAA
Messenger RNA from Kwoniella botswanensis, 5973 nucleotides. RefSeq lists its product as uncharacterized. NCBI's taxonomy places the organism in Eukaryota, Fungi, Basidiomycota, Tremellomycetes, Tremellales, Cryptococcaceae. The transcript is spliced from 8 exons. Gene Ontology annotation, cellular component: endoplasmic reticulum exit site; ER to Golgi transport vesicle membrane. The record is from RefSeq and is a predicted model, not a curated record. Gene Ontology annotation, biological process: autophagy; Golgi organization; COPII vesicle coat assembly. Bases 1 to 5973 code for a protein of 1990 amino acids.